Messenger RNA from Chlorocebus sabaeus (green monkey), 897 nucleotides. RefSeq names its product cysteine rich transmembrane module containing 1 (gene CYSTM1). Gene Ontology annotation, cellular component: extracellular exosome. The record is from RefSeq and is a predicted model, not a curated record. Lineage: Eukaryota; Metazoa; Chordata; Mammalia; Primates; Cercopithecidae.
GUGCUGUGACGCCCGCCUCGCCUCGCCCCGCCCCGCGCGCGUUGCCAGGGUGAUCAGGUGACUCCCGGUUCGCGGCACUGGGGGCGGCCGUGACGUCAGGCGCCGAGCUGCUGCUCACUCGCUCCCAGACAGGUGCGGCGAGUCUACUGCGGGCUGGUCCGGGCUCUUCAGGUCCAGACCCGACCGUUAUCCAGUCGGUUCGUGGAGAGGAGAGGUGCACUUUACAGGUCCCCGAUGAACCAAGGGAACCCUCCACCAUAUCCGGGCCCUGGUCCAACGGCCCCAUACCCACCUUAUCCACCACAACCAAUGGGUCCAGGACCUAUGGGGGGACCCUACCCACCUCCUCAAGGGUACCCCUACCAAGGAUACCCACAGUACGGCUGGCAGGGUGGACCUCAGGAGCCUCCUAAAACCACAGUGUAUGUGGUAGAAGACCAAAGAAGAGAUGAGCUGGGACCAUCCACCUGCCUCACAGCCUGCUGGACUGCUCUCUGUUGCUGCUGUCUCUGGGACAUGCUCACCUGACCAGCCCAGCCGUCCUGUCAUGCCAGCUCUGCCGCCACCUCUGACAGGUGUGCCUGCCCCCGUCUCUUCUGAUUGCUGUAACAAGUGACUAGCUUUGCACAGACACCUCUACCUUCAGCACUAUGGGAUUCUAGACUAGUGGGGGUUGCUACUGUUUAAUUCAGUGACUUGAUCUUUUUAAUGUGCAAAAUCCAUUUCUUAUUGAUCUUUAAAGAUGUGCUAAAUGAUUUUUUUGGCCAAAGGCUUAGUUGUGAAAAAUAUUUAUAAUUUUUAAAUUAUACAUUCAAGGUAGUGGCCAAAUGUAACGCACCAUGGAAUGAUUUCUCUGCUAACAGCCUGUAUGUUUCAAUAAAUUUGUCCAAAGCUCAA